Molecule: messenger RNA, 927 nt
Organism: Mercurialis annua (annual mercury)
Lineage: Eukaryota; Viridiplantae; Streptophyta; Magnoliopsida; Malpighiales; Euphorbiaceae
Exons: 3
Coding region: 1-927 (308 amino acids)
Source: RefSeq, a predicted model, not a curated record
AUGGGCAGAUUGGAUGACAUUAGUUCUCUCUCGGGCAGUCAAGUUGAAUCCCAAAAUGAGCUAUCGUACUCGGACAUCGCAAACAUGUGUCGUUUGAAUGUUACGGUAAGGAAGGUUAAUGCUAACAAUCUUGCUGAAGAUAUAUUGUUGCUUUGGCAAGAGCACAGUAAUAUGAUGGAUUUUAUGGGUACUAUUAUUGUUAGUGGGGACUUUAAUGAUACUUUAUCUCCUGAAGAGAGGCUGCAGGGGUCAGGUUAUUUACCAUCUAUGUUGGCUUUUCGAGAGUUUGUCAAUAACUCAAAAUUGUCAGAUUUACCCUUUCAGGAUAGAUUAUUUACUUGGCAAAAUUCUCACUCCAGAUGCCGCAUUGACAUGUGUUUUAUUUCUACAGUUGUAAGAGUUUUGUGGCCUUUUAUGUCUUUAGCUGCUUUACCUGGAAAUUUAUCUGAUCACGUGCCUAUUUACUUUCGUUCGACCAAUGCUUUUAAUUGUAGUCCUAAGCCUUUUUGUUCUGUGGAAGCCUGGUGGGAUCACAAUGACUUUGCAAACGUUGUUGAGGAAAGUUGGGUUUUGGCAUAUCUUUCAGCAGUUGUUUUUGAAAAAGAAGCAACGGGUGAUUUGAGUACAAUCUCAGAGAAGGAGCGGGUGGUGAUUGGUAGCUUAAAUUCUCAUUUGUGGAAGGCUGAAAAAAGGGUAGAAACUAUUUGGGUUCAGAAAUCAAGAUUGAAGUGGAUAGCGGAAGGAGGUCGGGAUACUAAGUUUUUCCAUACUGUCACAUCAAAACACUAUAGGAAUAACUUGAUUUCCUCUAUGCAAGUAGAGGGCAAUAUAUAUUAUGAGCCUAAUGAUAUCAUAUUUCAUAUAAGGGAUUUCCUUAAAUCUCUUUACAGUCAGCAAGAUUGUGAGUUGUUUGAUCUCUCCAGUUAG